AUGACUCCGGAGGUGAAGAGGGUGGAGGUCCGGAAGUCGGGUCGGGGUCGGGUAUGCACGGAUAUGACAGGAUUCAGGAAUGCCCUUCAGGACCGCAAGUCGAACACUUGGGGAUUCCUCCCUGAUGAUUUCCUACAUCCAGCCUAUCUCCAGGCGAACAACUUGCGAGUUAAUUUGGAGAUGUCCAAGAUACAAAGGACCUUCAUUCUCUUGGUCUACAUUGUCUUUGGGGAGAAGCAGGCCAAGAAGAUGAUGAGUCAGAUGAAAGGGCAUGGUGGAAGAAGGAAGCAAGAGGAUGUGGAUGCAUUCCAUUUCACUCAAGAUAACGAGGAGCUCUUUUGGGACACUGCGCUCCCAAAACUAUGCGUGGCUAAGGGUCAUAACACCGAUGGCAUAAGAUUACUGGAAGAGAUCCUCCUAUCUCACCUGAUCUGUCAAGGCACAGUGGAUGCCAUGUUCAAGAAACAGGAUGUGGACGAGACGAGUGACAACUUGGACAGGUUUGAUGUUGCUCGGAUCAUGGACAUGGUCAGGAGAAACGAAGGGUGGUGGGCCUUGCUGAGACGGUUCGCUGGAUGGAAAGAUAAAGCCUAUCAUUUCAUCUCUGGGGUGUCAGAGGCAGUCGUGGAGCAGCUGGAUGGUGCGGUGGACAAGUACUACGACAGUAUCUACCACCUUGGACAGCUGAGUUCGCACUGUGACGAGGUGGAAAAGUCUAGGGAGAUGGUGCAACGCAAGCAGGUCGAGCUACCCUCCACUAUGGUCCACAGCCUCUGGUCUGGCCAGCCCUAUCCAGGGCACAAUCCUACUGUGGAUGAACACCUAGCCUCCGGGUUCAUUCGUCCUGCUACUUCCACUCAUGUGGCACCAGUCCUCUUCAUCCACAAGAAGGACGGAUCCUCCGUCUCUGUGUUGACUUCCAAGGGCUGA
Cantharellus anzutake is the source of this 930-nucleotide messenger RNA. RefSeq lists its product as uncharacterized. Lineage: Eukaryota; Fungi; Basidiomycota; Agaricomycetes; Cantharellales; Hydnaceae. The coding region runs from base 1 to 930 and encodes 309 amino acids. The record is from RefSeq and is a predicted model, not a curated record. The transcript has 6 exons.